Molecule: messenger RNA, 1386 nt
Organism: Iphiclides podalirius (scarce swallowtail)
Lineage: Eukaryota; Metazoa; Arthropoda; Insecta; Lepidoptera; Papilionidae
Source: the annotation of a GenBank genome assembly
AUGGUAAUUCUACGGUGUUUAAUUUUAGUGAUAUUACUGAGUUUUAAAGACUGUGCUGGACACACCUGGGUCACAACAGAUGAAUUGGAAAACCAUAUUUGUCCCGAGGAUCUCCGUGAGUUUAUGAAGUGGCAUGAAGAGAGAGGUAAUGGAACCACUGACGUAUUCAAUGAUCUGGACUAUGGCUCACCUGAGGAGACUACAACGGGCCUCCCUGUUCCGGACACAGUCGAUUGCUUUGGCUUGGGUAGCUUCACGAAACAGCUCUUUAAUAUGCAGCCGGACAGUGCUGAAAACGUCAACACACACUUCUACUUCUCCUCGCGGCAGACGCCACAGAGAGUUCAGGUUUUCCCCGGAGAUCAAUUCGGCUUGGAAUGGGUCGACUUCAACCCGAAGAGGAGGACGGUGAUGAUAGUACAUGGAUUCAUGAGUUUCAGCAACGCUUCCUGGGUCAUAGAUAUGACGCGUGCCUUUUUAAAUUGGGGUGAUGUGAACGUUAUAACGGUCGACUGGAGUGGAGGCGGGAAUACUUGGAAGUAUUGGAGGGCGGUUGCGAACACCAGAAGAGUAGGAUCCGACGUUACCGGGUUCCUGCGUCAACUGAUAGAUGCAACUGGCGCGAAGGCCAAAGACUUUCACUUCAUCGGCCACAGUCUCGGCGCGCACAUUGCCUCCUACGUCUCCUACCAUUUGAAGGGCGUCGCCAGAAUAACCGGUUUGGAUCCAGCUCAGCCAUGCUUCCGCACUGAGAGUCUGGUGGAGCGCUUAGACGCGACAGACGCGGAAUUUGUCGACGUGAUACAUACAAAUGGGCGUCUCUUGAAGAGGAUCGGCUUUGGAUUUCCUGAACCGACCGGCCAUGCAGACUUCUAUCCCAACGGUGGCAUGAAGCAGCCGGGUUGCUUUAACACGUCCAAUUCAAUAUUGUCGCGAAUCCUAUCUUUUCCGGUUGCAAGGCUACAGCAAGCCAUUUGCAGCCACGGACGCUCUUACCUCCUUUUCACCGAAUCGUUGAUCAACAAUAACUGCACGUUCAGAAGUCAUCGUUGGAAUUUAACUUACGAAGGUGUGAACGCGAGUUUAGAGGCGGCCUGUGACAGAAUAGCGUCCUGCUCCGAGAUGGGGAUAAGUGCAGUGGGCGGAAAUGGCCUGCCGCGGGCCAAGGGGACCUAUUUCGUGCUCACCACCGAGAGGGAACCCUAUUGUCCCACGGAAUGGCAACGUCGCCACCCUCUUCCCGAGUUGCUGUGGGACCUCCGCAAAGGCUUCCGUUUAGACAGAUCCGUCAAGCCAACUGUCGUCACAACCGAAGCCUAUGCAGAUCCGCUGGAAAUCAAAGAGACGACUACCACCGCGCCUGGUUGGUUCAAGAGGUGGUUCGGU